Molecule: messenger RNA, 2713 nt
Organism: Sarcophilus harrisii (Tasmanian devil)
Lineage: Eukaryota; Metazoa; Chordata; Mammalia; Dasyuromorphia; Dasyuridae
Gene: VPS50
Product: VPS50 subunit of EARP/GARPII complex
Biological process (GO): endocytic recycling; retrograde transport, endosome to Golgi
Cellular component (GO): EARP complex
Molecular function (GO): SNARE binding
Source: RefSeq, a predicted model, not a curated record
GCCCCCCGCCCCCGCCAUGCAGAAGAUCAAGUCCCUGAUGGCCCGGCAGGGUCUCAAGAGCCCCCAGGACAGCGUGGGCGAGCUGAGCCCCAUCGAGAACCUGCGGCUGCCCAGCAAGGAGGAGCUGCGAGAGCUUCGGGAGCAGCCCAUCGACCCCCAAGCCCAACAAGAAAUCAUCAACAGCAUCGAGGACGUGUACUUCUCGACCGACUCGUUUGACAUCGUGAAGUACGAGAUGGAGAAGCUUCCUCCUGUUCUCAAUCUGCAAGAAUUGGAGGCGUACAGAGACAAGCUGAAACAGCAGCAGGCCGCCGUCUCCAAAAAAGUUGCAGAUUUGAUCCUUGAAAAGCAGCCUGCUUAUGUCAAGGAGCUCGAGAGAGUGACCUCGCUGCAGACCGGCCUCCAGCUGGCGACCGUCAUCUGCACCAACGGAAGAAGGCACCUGAACGUCGCCAAGGAGGGUUUUACUCAGGCCAGCCUGGGCCUCCUGGCCAACCAGAGGAAGCGGCAGCUGCUGGUGGGCCUGCUGAAGUCCCUGAGGACCAUCAAGACGCUGCAAAGGACGGAUGUGCGCUUGAGCGAGAUGCUGGAGGAGGAAGAUUACCCCGGGGCCAUCCAGCUUUGCCUGGAGUGUCAGCAGGCGGCCAGCACCUUCCGGCACUACAGCUGCAUCAGUGAGCUGGACUCCAAGCUGCAGGACACCCUGGAGCAGAUCGAGGAGCAGCUGGAUGUGGCGCUGUCCAAAAUCUGCAAGAACUUUGAUGUGGCGCAUUACACCAAGGUGCAGCAGGCCUACCGGCUGCUGGGGAAGACGCAGACCGCCAUGGACCAGCUGCACAUGCACUUCACCCAGGCCAUCCACAACACCGUGUUCCAGGUGGUCCUGGGCUACGUGGAGCUUUGUGCCGGCAACACGGACACCAAGUUCCAGAAGCUCCAGUACAAGGACCUCUGCACGCACGUGACGGCCGACAGCUACAUCCCGUGCCUGGCCGACCUCUGCAAAGCCUUGUGGGAAGUCAUGCUCAGCUACUACAGGACCAUGGAGUGGCACGAGGCGCAUGACAAUGAGGGCGUGACCAAGGCCGAGGGAGGUGGCGCGGCCGAACCUGACGAGAGCAAUUUUGACCGCAGUUAUGUGAAGAAGAAGCUGGAACACGGACUGUCGCGGAUAUGGCAGGACGUCCAACUCAAAGUGAAAACCUACUUGUUUGGGACGGACAUGUCGACCUUCAAGUACGACGACUUCAUCUUUGUCCUGGACAUAAUCAGCAGGGGUGCUCUGGGGGCCCUUGUCCCCGGGGUGCUCUGGGGGGGUCCCUUGUCCCGGGGUGCUCUGGGGACCCUUGUCCGGGGUGUGGGCCCCUGUCCGGAGAGGUUGGGCCCAUCCUGUCGGGGUCGUCUGGCGGCCCCCCGGUCCCCCUGCGGCGCGGCGACGGCCGGCCCAGGCGCCCCCGCCCUUAUGCAUCAGCCGAGACGCCGCUUACCGACGCGACGCACGCUCCGAGCUGAGCGAGACUACGGGCAGCAGGCGACCCGGCUGGCAGUUGGGGGGGGGGCACACGCCAGGGUCCCGGCACCAAGAGACCCGGGUGUUCCGUCUGCCAUAGGCUCGGCGCUCAGCACUGGCUCCCGGGGCUCUGGUCCCAGGGCCAAGGUGGAGGGGUUGGGCCUGGCUCUCUACAGCCAUGGGGGGCUGGGGUGGAGCCCCUCCCCCCCCCGACUCUCUCCCCUCCCCCAUCUCAGCGUUUCCCGAGAAACCUUAAGGAGCCGGAAGAAGUCGGACUACAGCCUGAACAAGGUCAACGCCCCCAUCCUGACCAACACCACGCUGAACGUCAUCCGGCUGGUCGGGAAAUACAUGCAGAUGAUGAGCAUGCUCAAGCCCAUCGCCUUCGACGUGGUCCACUUCCUGUCUCAGCUCUUUGACUACUACCUCUACGCCGUCUACACCUUCUUCGGCCGCAACGACUCGCUGGAGUCAACGGGCCUGGGCCUGAGCAGCAGCCGCCUGCGGACCACCCUGAACCGGAUCCAAGAAAGCUUGAUUGACCUGGAGGUUUGCACGGACUCCACGGGUGCCCUCACGGCAGGUGAGGAGAGGAAGGAGAAGGUGCCGAGUCCACACCUCAGUCACCUCGUGGUCCUGACGUCCGGGGACACGCUGUAUGGGCUGGCAGAGAGAGUUGUCGCCACAGAGUCUUUGGUCUUCCUGGCUGAGCAGUUUGAGUUCCUGCAGCCCCACCUGGAUGCCGUGAUGCCGGCGGCUAAGAAGCCCUUCCUGCAGCAGUUUUAUUCUCAGACGGUCUCGACCGCCAGCGAGCUGCGCAAACCCAUCUACUGGAUCGUGGCGGGCAAGGCCAUCGACUACGAGCAGAUGCUGCUGCUGAUGGCCAGCGUCAAGUGGGAUGUGAAGGAGAUUAUGUCCCAGCACAACGUCUACGUGGACACUUUGCUGAAGGAGUUUGAGCAGUUUAACCGGCGGCUGGGCGAGGUGUCCAAGAGGGUCCGAAUCCCCUUGCCUGUGUCCAAUAUCCUCUGGGAGCACUGCAUCCGGCUGGCCAACAGGACCAUUGUGGAGGGGGGAGGGGGCCAGGCCAACGUGAAGAAGUGGGCAACCCAGGGGGCCUUGAUGCAGCUGGACUUCCAGCAGUUCCUCAUGAAGCUGGAGAAGCUGACGGACAUCCGGCCCAUCCCGGACAAGGAGUUCUGA